AUGGAUCCUGAUAAAGUUAAAGCUUUACUGGAGUUUGUAAGUUGUUCUUUAUAGUACUAGCAGUAUAAACAUCGUUUUUAGUGCCAGGUUAUGCCAAAAAAGGAGGAUUCGGAGCGGUAUGAAGAGCUUGGGAUCAAAGAGACGGCCGACAAAUGCUUCCGCGAUAUGAUUGGCUUCAUGUAAGUUGAUUUCCUUUGUUUUGUUUUUGAUUUAGGUACAUCCUUAAAUUCUCUACAUUGUUUGAAGCCUAUUUUUUAGUAAUGUUUUAUCAAAUGUUUCAAAAACGAUCAAAGUUAUAUUGUUUUAGAGAUGGUAGUACGCUCCAAGGCAAAAUCGACACAUUUGACGAUGCUCAUGGUUUGAUUAUGGAAUACUUGGGUAUUAAGGACGAUGGCUUAGUUAAGUUGUAUUGGCAGUUGAACCUUGAAGAAGCGAAGGUGGGAGACCAAGUUGAGAUGCUCAAGGUAGGUUAAUGUAAAUUUUGAUCUCAAAGCUUUAGUAUUACGAUAAAAGUUUUAAGCGGUGCAUUUUUUGUAAUUUUGAAAUGGAAAGACGGUUAAUUUAUGUUAUUUUAGUACUUCGUGGCUUUGGUUUAUCUGAGCCACCUAUUACAAGGGAACGUUUGUGCUGACAGAGCCGACAGAAUGAAUUGGGUUUCUAGACUUCACAUAGAGCACAUUGUAAGUAUUUCAAGCAUUUACCUAAAUUUUGGUUUGUUUUCAUUGUUCCAGAAAAAAGUUAUCGUUGUAUAUUGUGGUAGGUAUCAUCUAUUGGCUUUGACUAAUGUUUUUUGUAGUUUUUGUGGAAUUUGAAUGUGAGAUUGAUUGUCAGAGAGGUGUUUGGUAAUUGUGAUUUAAACUGAUGAUAAAAAUCAAAGAGUUUUGUUUUUUAAAGGUUUCUAUUGAUCAAAAAUGAAUAUUAUUGUAGAUAUCUUACCUAUCCGAUCCCUCCAAAUGGAAAGAAGAUGAUUUUGCUAAAAUUUUGAAAAUGCCACUAAACGAGGCUAAUACCCAUCAAAUGAAGAAGACAUUGGAGCGGGUGAAGUUAUCAACUCCAAGAAGAACACCGUUCAAGCAAACCGAGAACUUCCUAGGGUUGAACACAAGUUUCUCGAGUUCACCGACAUCGAUGUUUAUGAACUCGCCGAGAAUCAAGGAGAAGAUCUUUCUCGAAGUGAAUAAGCAAGUAAAGAAGGAGAAAGAAGAAUAUGAAGGGUAUUUCAAAGCCGAAUACGAUCGGAUUCUUCAAGAAUGUGAUGCCAAGGAACGAGAAAUUGUGAAACUAAAGGCGGAGAAGGAGAAGUAAGGUUGGGCUAUGUAGUAUAAGAUUAGAAAAGGGUGUUUUAUAUUGUGCUAUAUGAACAUAAGGAAAAAUUUUGUGUUAAAAAGCUAAAAUAAGGCGAAAUGAUAUUGUUUUAGACCAAAAAAGGCUAGUUUUGAGACGUUUUUGAUCAUAAUUUGUUGUUUAAAGCUAAAACAUUUUAUUGUAGGAUUCAGCAGAAGAUGAAAGGCAUCUGUGAUGGUAACUGUGAAGCCGCGAAGAAGCUGGGCAACCUUGAAUUCAGCUACAACGUCCUAAAAACUCGAAACGAAUCUCAAAACGCGGUAAUCGCAGCUUGUGAAGAACAACAUGAAAAGGACAGAAACUUUAUUUCCACUUUGUCAUCUGAAGUCUUUGAUCUGAAACAACGAUGCGAACUCAUCAACGAUCAAAAUGAAAUCAUCGAUGACUUGAAGAAGGACCUAAAGACCAAGAAUGAGGCCAUGGAUAACAUGAGAUUAGAGAAAAGGGAAUUGGAAGCCCAAAUCAGACGACAGGACAAGGAACUUAGGAAGAAGAUUGAAGAGUCUGAACAGAAAAACUACGAAAAAGCGAUGGAAGAGUUCAAGGAAAGAGAAAACAAGCUGAUAACAGAGUUGGACAAGGUCAAAGAUGAAGUAGAAGAGCUGGCGGAGAAGAAUAAGGAGCUAGAAGAGAAGGUUCGAGGGGUCAACAAGGAGAAUGAGGAUUUUAAAGAAGAGGUACAAGGUCUGAAGGAGAAGAACAAAGAGCUAGAAGGGAAAGCAAAGGCAAUGAAGAAGGAGAAUGAAAGCAACAAGGAGAAGAUAGAAGCUCUGAUGAAGGAGAAGGAUAAGUUAGAAAGUGAGCUAAAAGAAAAGAAGGAGGUAGAAGAGAGAAUGAAGGUAAUUGAAAAAGAAAAUGAAGAUUAUAAAGAAGAAGUAGAAGACCUAAAAGAACAGAAAAAGGAAGUAGAAGAUAAGCUAAAGGCUGUUGAAAAGGAGAAAGAUGACUUCAAGGAUAAGAUUCAAGGCUUGGUUGAAGAGAAUAAGACAUUAGAAGGCAAAGCUGAGGAAGUUGAAAAGGAAAACGAGGCUAUCAAGGAUAAGGUAGAAGGCUUGAUGAAGGAGAACAAUGAAUUGGAAGAUAAAUUGAAGGCGAUUUGCAAGGAGAAUGAGGAGUUAAAGGUAAGGAACUUGUUAUAGUGCGAAGAAAGACAGUUUUUAUAAAGGAAAUAGACUUUUUUGAAAUUUUAGGUAACAAAAACUUAUAUUUUUUAAUUUUUGACUUUAUUUUUCAUUUUUUGUAGGUAUAGCAAAUUGAAAAGUGCUGUUUUUCGUUACGUUUAGGUAUUUUUCGUUACGUUUAGGUAACAAAAAAUGAAUUUUUAAUUUUUUUGAUAGAAAUUGGGGUUUUUAUUAGGUAUAGUCAAUUUUAGGUAACAAAAAUGACAUUUUUUAAGUUUUCAUCAAAAUUCUGGCUUUUCAUAGGUAUAGCAAGUUGAAAAACGAUGGUUUUAUUGAUUUUAGGUAACAAAAUUAGUUUUUGGUAUUUUAGGUAAUAAAAAUGACAUUUUUAACAAAAUUGAAUUUUUUUCAAAAAUAAUCUUGCUUAUAUUACAGAAGCAGACACUAGAAGCCGCAUCUUCAGAAGAAUUGGAAGACCUCAAGGCCAAGAACAGAAGCCUAAAGGCCGAAUUUGAUUGCCUCAAAGACAAUUUGGCUUCGGUUUCAGGAAAAACAAAGAAGUUACAACAAAGAAUUGACGAUUUGAUGGAGGAAAACGAGACUUUGAAGGUAAGAAUGAGGUUUUUCAGUAUUAUAUGAUGGGUGUUUUGAAGAAAAAUGAGUCUUUUUAUAUGGCCCUAAGGGUAUUCUUGUUAAAAAUUGAAUUUUUUGGUAUAAUAUUAAGGGUUUUCUGGCUAAAAAUAUGAUUUUAGGCCUCAAACGCCCACCAAACCGAAACCAGCGAAGAGAACAGCAAACUGACGGCUGAAUUAUCAUGUGCCAGACAGAAUUUGAAAAACCAAAAUGUCGAAAACUUGGAGUUGAAGAAGAAGGUCGAGGAGUUGACAAAUAAAAACGAGGAUUUGAGGGUGAGAUAGGCUUUAUAAAUUGAAGUUUUUGAGAAAUUUCAGGGUAAGAUAUAGCCAAUAGAUUGUUGUUUUUGGGUAGAAAUAGUGCAGAAUGACCUGAAUUUUAUGUUUUUAGGGUUGAUCUUGGUGAAAAAUUGAUGUUUAGGUAUGAAAAAAGGGGUAAAGCUAGAAGUUUAGGUAUGAAAAUAUAAAAAAUAGUGAAAUUUUUGAUACAAAAACAGGAUAAAGUAAAGGGAGGGAGUUUAGGUAUAAAACGAAGCAAAAUGUUAACGAUUAGGUAUGAAAAGUGCUAAAAAAGUGAAGUUCAGGUUUAAAAAAUGAAAAUUUAGGUUUGAAAUUUGGAUAAUAUGUCCUUAAUGACGAUCUUAUUUUAGCUCGAACUGGAUGAAGUGAAGUCAGAAGUGAAAGAACUUGAAUUUUUGAAACGGAAAACACCCGCCAAAAAGUUUUGUUCUUCAAAUCAACGUAAGUUUUGUUAAAAUCAUGCUGAUUACAAUAGCCUUUGGUAAAUAUUUUGAUACAUGGUACGAUUGUGGUACUAAAUAGUAUCAAAAGAAGACGUAUGAUAGCAACAGUACUAAUAUUUAAAUUUUUUUUAAAUUUUACGAAAAAAAUGUUUAAAAAACCGAAAUCUGCCACUUUAUAGCAAUUGAAUUGGUGUUAUAUUCAGAAGAUGAGCUCACAUACGCCCGGUCCAUCACUAACCUUAAAACGGAUCCGGAGUAUCAGGAACAGCUGGCUAUUACACCUAACAGGUAAUUAUUGGGGAUUCUAUGGACUUUUUGACUGAAGACCAUAAAUCAUUUUUCUACGUACUUUUUGACCGACCACUAAAAUUUUUUUUCUAUAAACUUUAUGGCCAAAAAAUCAUUUUUUCAUUUCCAGAGUGAAAGAACUACAAGAACGGAACGCCCGCAACCCUCCCCACAUGCGAUCCCACUACGUGACCGAACUCUUCUACGACAAAGGAUCUCCGACCGUUGCUCUACCCAAGAAACGGUAA
Molecule: messenger RNA, 4376 nt
Organism: Bursaphelenchus okinawaensis
Lineage: Eukaryota; Metazoa; Nematoda; Chromadorea; Rhabditida; Aphelenchoididae
Source: the annotation of a GenBank genome assembly